Messenger RNA from Tupaia belangeri chinensis (Chinese tree shrew), 3113 nucleotides. RefSeq names its product transmembrane 6 superfamily member 1 (gene TM6SF1). NCBI's taxonomy places the organism in Eukaryota, Metazoa, Chordata, Mammalia, Scandentia, Tupaiidae. The transcript has 11 exons. Bases 420 to 1259 code for a protein of 279 amino acids. The record is from RefSeq and is a predicted model, not a curated record. Gene Ontology annotation, cellular component: lysosomal membrane.
GGCCGGCUGCCUGGAGAAGAAGGAGGCGGAGCGCACGGUCUAGGACAUCUGGACUCCUCACGCCGCUGUCCCCGCGUCGUGCCCACGUCCAGAUACCCGCUGCUUUUGUGGAAAGGAAAAAGAGCUGGAAGGAGGUACGUAAUGUCCCACUGUCGGCGAUGCCAACCUUGCUGGCUUGGCUGGAGCUGUGGCUGCCAAAGCUCUCCUGUUGUAAAUGUGUAUAAGGCCUGUGUAACUGUUCCUGGACAAUUGUAGGGGUUGCUGCCCUCAUCCUGCUGCUGGUAGCCCUGCUGGCUCGUGUCCUCGUCAAAAGAAAACCGCCCCGGGACCCACUGUUCUAUGUGUACGCGGUGUUUGGAUUUACCAGCGUGGUGAACCUCAUCAUAGGACUGGAGCAAGAUGGAAUCAUUGAUGGAUUCAUGACACACUACCUGAGAGAGGGCGAGCCGUAUCUGAACACUGCAUAUGGGCACAUGAUCUGCUACUGGGAUGGCUCUGCUCAUUAUCUGAUGUACCUAGUGAUGGUGGCAGCCAUAGCAUGGGAGGAGAGUUACAGAACCAUAGGCCUAUAUUGGGUUGGAUCAAUUAUAAUGAGCGUUAUUGUUUUUGUACCAGGAAACAUUGUAGGGAAGUAUGGAACACGAAUUUGCCCUGCUUUUUUCUUAAGCAUACCAUAUACUUGUCUUCCUCUCUGGGCUGGUUUCAGAAUCUAUAAUCAGUCAUCAGAAAGUUACAAUUAUCCCUCAAAGGUUGUUCAAGAAACCCAAGCAAAGGACUUACUGCGAAGACCCUUUGAUUGCAUGUUGGCUGUGUGUGUUCUCCUGGCAAUGGGAUUUUCUCUCUUCAGAGGCUUGAUUGCUCUGGAUUGCCCAGCUGAGCUCUGCCGAUUAUACACGCAAUUUCAAGAGCCCUACCUAAAGGAUCCUGCUGCUUAUCCUAAAAUUCAGAUGCUGGCAUAUAUGUUCUAUUCUGUCCCUUACUUUGUCAUUGUGCUUUAUGGCUUAGUGGUUCCUGGAUGUUCCUGGAUGCCUGAUGUAACACUGAUACAUGCCGGAGGCCUAGCUCAGGCUCAGUUUUCUCACAUUGGUGCUUCUCUUCACGCUAGAACUGCUUAUGUGUACAGAGUCCCUGAAGAAGCAAAAAUCCUUUUUUUAGCCUUAAACAUAGCAUAUGGAGUUCUUCCUCAGCUCUUGGCCUAUCGAUGUAUCUAUAAACCAGAAUUCUUCAUAAAAACAAAGGCAGAAGAAAAAGUGGAAUGAAGGUAUUACUUCAUGUUCUUCCUCUCUGGAUUACUGACUUUUUGUUACACUGGUACUAGUAUUUGUCUCAUUUCAUUCCCUUCUCAUCCAUGAAUACUUAAGAAUACAUCAAUUUGUGCUGCAAUAUGUAUGACAUUGUGGGGGUAAAUUUUCUUUUUGAAGGAAAAUUGAAGUUGUUGAGAAACAGCUUAUGGAAAUAUACUCAAAAUUUUUUUGUGAAUAAACCUGACCAUCCACCUCAAUAGUAUUUGCACACACUAAUUAUAAAUGUGAAAAUUACAAUGUAGUGCCUACAACAGUGAGCAUGAAAAUGAAAUUAUUUAAAAGUGUGGAAUGUUGUCUAUGCAUAUGAAAAAUUCAGAAAAGCAGGCCAGCAGGCAGUUUGAAGGUUAAGGCGCUGGAUCCCACAUGGCUUUCUCCGUGGCUCAAGUCCCAGACCUGGUGGCUUGAAAGCUAGGCCAGGUGUGUGUACACGCGGGCCCAAAGUCCAGGAGGAGAAGGGAUUGCAGAGUGGCCAUCCCUGCUGAGGGUAAUUUCUCAGUCCACAACCCUGUGCCUGCAGAGUGUACGUGCCCUAUAGCAAACUAAAAAGAAAUUUAAAAAUAAAAUAAAAUCAAAAUAGCAAACACAAAUUGGAGAAACAACUUCUGUAUAUACAAUGUAGUAGUAGAUUCAUUAUCAACUUCAAUAUAAAAGGCCUAAUCAUCAGAAUAUUUGUUCUUAAGUGUUGUUUGGAAAAUGCUUUCCCAAGUAAAGUAUACUAUUCAUUACUGUUUUAAAAAUUACUAAAACUUUGUGUGAAUCUAAACAGCUAAAUGAGAGAUCAGUAACUGUGUCAUUACCCUUAAUGAAGACCUAUUUUACUGGUGGCUGACAUUUCUACUGUAUAUCUGUGUAUAUUUUUAAUAAAAUUAUUUUUGGCCUUUUAUGAAGACAAACCUUAUUUAAUCUGAAUCACUGUACCAUAGAUUUUUUUUCAUGACAGGUUUUAGCUUUUUAAGAAAAUGUCAGUUCUAUGUUUCAAUUAAAAAUAUCAUCUACAUUCUUAUGUUUUAUUGUAAACAAUAAAGAGACUGCCCUUUGAUGAAUUAAAUUUCAUUAUUUUAAAAAUAAAUCACAAUACUCAAAAUUAAAAAGUACCUUUUGGGCCAGCAGUCUAACACAGUGCUUAAGCACCAUCUGUUGGGAGCUGGAUGUCACAUGGCUGACAGUGGUUUGAAUCUGCUUUCCAAAACCAGCCAGGACAUCUGUGCAGUGAUGUCCCAAAUCCUGAUGAGAGCAGAAAUACAGGGAAAAAGAUGGAGUGUGACCACACCCCACUGUGAGGUGCUUUUUCUCUCUCUCUGGCAAGUAUAUGAGUCCUCUGCCAAUUAAAGAAAAAAGGAAAGUGCCUUUUAAGAAAAAAGAAUUAGACUGCCAUUCCUACUAUCUUUUCAUGAGCCUCUCACAUAUGGAAAUCUUUGCAAGUACAAUAGAGAAAAUCAGUAUUUGUUAAAUGAGGGAGAACAAACGGAAAAUGCGGCUGCUUCUGCAAUGUGCCCUGGAAUGGUAAGGGGGUUGGUGCUCUCACACCCUCUACUGCCAUCAUCACCAUCAUCAGAAGGGCCCUAUAAGCUUUAGGUCUUCUUUCAUUUUCUUUUCAUGGGAUUUAUUAUCUCUUCACCAAGAUAAGAAAACCAAAAGAAAAUAGGAUUCAAAUCAAUGCAUAAUGUCAAGUGUGUGAAUUUGGGAUCCACUGAACUGGUAAAUAUUUUCUUAGUACAAGCAAAUCAUAUAGUUACUCCCCCACCUACUGGCCCAGAGUUUUCAAAUAAACUAAAACCCAGAGACUGUUAAAAAAAGAAAAAAAAAAAA